AUGACAUUGCAGGAUAGCUCUACUCAGUUAGCAGGCGAUUGGCGUAUGAAACGGGCGGAUAUGAAGCUGGAAAAACACAAUCAGUCCUGGAGUGUAUUAGGCUGGAGAUUUGUGGCCUACUUAAGGGAUUACUGUCAAAAUUGUAGUCUGGCAGGCUUUGCCUAUAUAGCCAAUCAUAAUUUACAUUUCACGGAGCGAAUUUUUUGGCUGCUAUGCAUUAUUGCUUCGACCAUAGGCGUUUAUAAUCUGAUCAGUCAAUAUCAGCGCGACUUCACCUCGCGCGCUGUCAGCAUAGUCCACGAGAGUCUAUCGCCAUUUGCGAUGCUAAAAUUUCCAUCGAUUACCGUUUGCGAAACGCGAUUUAAUACGGAUUUUCCGAAAAAUGUGGAAGAUUAUAUCCGGAGCUUGGGUACAGGCUUGAAUGAGCCCUACAACUGGGUGGUUGAGUCGUAUGUAUCCUUCAUAUUGUUUCCACAUCAGUAUGUGUCGGGCACAUUUUUGCGCUGUCAACCAUUCGAAAAUUGUGAAGAAUGCGCCAAGUGCCCCAAGAAAGAUUUUCGAAAGAUUGCCACAAGGUUUGGUUUCAAUUGCUCGGAUCUGUUUAUCAGUUGCAAAUUGUCGGAUAACACCUUCGACUGCUGCAACUACUUUCUGCCGAUGAUCACGCCGUACGGACGCUGUUUUCUGCUCAACUCACUUCAGAACAAUAAGCCCGAAUCGAAGCAUUGGCUGCCGGCCAUUUUGGAUCGGGGUAGCCAACCGGAAAUGAAACUGCAUCUGACACGCUCUGCUAUCAUUAAAGUGCUCAAUGAGGAGGAUGUCAUAACCACGGCGCUGCCAACUGUAGAAGUCACUGUGAGGGAGGGACAGCAAAAGACAUUACAGUUUCACAAGGAAGCCAUGGUGAAUGAUCCCAAUAUGAAGGAUAUUCCAGUAGCCGCCCGCGAUUGCUACUUUCCCGACGAGGUUACGCCAUGGAGCAUGUACAAGGCGUACAGUUUCAGUGCCUGCAUCAGCGACUGCUUGAGACUGUAUCAAUAUGAGCUGUGCAACUGCUCCGUGUACAAUUUUAUACCAUAUGAGAAUGAACGCUAUCCUGAUUGUGACCUUAAGGGCUACUUGUGUCUGGAAAGUUUUUCCCUGGUCCUGCAGGAUAUCAAAAGACUAUUCCGCGCUAGUUCACAGUCACUGCAUUGCCAUUGCCUGCCCUCCUGCACGGAGGGCGACUUGAAAGCCAUCUAUGAAGAUCAAACCAGCAUAAUUGCCAAUGUUAGGGAUACCAAUGUAACAAUUGUGAUGCCAGUGUGGCCCACGGAUCAAUAUCGCCGUCAGGUGCUUCGCACCAAACUGGAUGUCGUUGUAUCCAUUGGUGGCAUACUGGGUCUUUUUCUUGGCGCCAGCGUCCUGAGCGCCAUCGAGUUUGUCUACUACUUUACUAUGCGUGCUGGUAACAGUGCGCUGAUGACACGUAAGAAAUUGGUUAAGACAAAUGCUUAAUUGGCCGUCUGGCAAGCAGAUGCAGAAGCAUUCAAAUCGUUGUCGAAGUCUUAAAAAUUGCUUUAUCAUUUAAAGGAAAUUUGUGUUUUGCAGAAAGUAAGCUUUUUAAGAAUCAGUGUUUCAUCAUAUAUGCAUAAAAUAGUCUGUACGGAGACCAACGCUCCGCUCAAGCCGAAAGAACUUCAUCGAAAUUUAGCACGAAGAUGGUGUUAGGAUAUAUUCGCCACGCCAAACAUCAUAAGCAACCCAUUUGCAGAUACUGUGUGAAUUUGGUGUCUGAGCUGUCUAGUAUGCGAGAUGUCGCCCGUUCAAGACCAGUAGCUGCUGGUAAUAUUUAUAUU
This is a messenger RNA of Drosophila novamexicana, 1838 nucleotides long. RefSeq names its product pickpocket protein 28 (gene ppk15). Gene Ontology annotation, biological process: sodium ion transmembrane transport. NCBI's taxonomy places the organism in Eukaryota, Metazoa, Arthropoda, Insecta, Diptera, Drosophilidae. The coding region runs from base 1 to 1497 and encodes 498 amino acids. The record is from RefSeq and is a predicted model, not a curated record. Gene Ontology annotation, cellular component: membrane. Gene Ontology annotation, molecular function: ligand-gated sodium channel activity. The transcript has 5 exons.